Messenger RNA from Neogale vison (American mink), 3009 nucleotides. Its product is annotated as protocadherin beta-15-like. NCBI's taxonomy places the organism in Eukaryota, Metazoa, Chordata, Mammalia, Carnivora, Mustelidae. Gene Ontology annotation, cellular component: plasma membrane. The record is from RefSeq and is a predicted model, not a curated record. The coding region runs from base 181 to 2538 and encodes 785 amino acids. The transcript is spliced from 3 exons. Gene Ontology annotation, molecular function: calcium ion binding. Gene Ontology annotation, biological process: homophilic cell-cell adhesion.
GAACAGCUACAAACCCGACUUCCGAUCUAUUGCUGAAGAUAAAGCCGGUACGCAGAGUUCCGAACCAGUACAUCAUGCUACUCACCAACAUUUCCGGACAGGUUAUCAACUGAGAGAUCCACCACUGUCCCUAAGGUAGAGCUGGGCCCUGUUCCUGGACAGGUGUUUUUGGAAGUAAAGAUGGAGGCCGGAGGGGAGUGCUUUCCCAAACAAAGGCAAGUCCUGAUUCUCUUUCUCGUGUUGGGAGUGGCUCUGGCAGGCUGGGAAUCUCGUCGCUAUUCCGUGAUGGAGGAAACCGAGAGUGGUUCCUCUGUGGCCAAUCUGGCCAAGGACUUGGGACUGGGAGUGGGGGAGCUAGCAGCGCGGGGAGCCCGGGUAGUCUCCGAGGAUAACAAACCCCACUUGCAGCUUGAUCUGCAGACCGGGGAGUUGAUAUUAAACGAGAAACUGGAUCGGGAGGAGAUGUGUGGCCCCACAGAUCCAUGUGUAAUGCAUUUCCAAGUGUUGCUGAAAAAACCACUGGGAGUAUUUCGAGCUGAGCUACUGGUGAGAGACAUAAAUGAUCAUUCUCCAGAGUUUCCUGAAAGAGAAAUGACUCUGAAAAUCCUGGAGGCUAGCCCUCUGGGGACCAUGUUUCCUCUGAAAAAAGCCCAGGAUUUGGACGUGGGCACCAACAACAUCCAAAGUUAUAGUAUCAGUCCGAACUCUCAUUUCCAUGUUUCUACCCGUACCCGGGGGGAUGGUAGGAAAUACCCAGAACUGGUACUUGACAAAGAGCUGGAUCGUGAGGAGCAGGCUGAGCUCCGAUUAACCCUCACAGCACUGGAUGGCGGCUCUCCACCCCGGUCUGGCACUGCUCAGGUUCACAUCUUGGUAUUGGACGUCAAUGACAAUGCCCCUGAGUUUGCAAAGAUACUCUACCAGGUGCAGGUUCCAGAGAACAGCCCUGUAGGCAUGCUAGUUGUCAAGGUCUCUGCUAGAGAUUUAGACACUGGAACAAAUGGGGAAGUAUCAUACUCCUAUUUUUAUAGUUCCCAAGUGAUUAGCACAACUUUUGAGCUAAACAGCCUUUCAGGAGAAGUUCGACUAAUUAAAAAAUUGGAUUUUGAGACAAUAUCUUCGUAUGAGCUGGAAAUAGAGGCGUCUGAUGGUGGGGGGCUUUCGGGAAGGUGCUCUGUCUCCAUUGAGGUGGUGGAUGUUAACGAUAACUUCCCAGAAAUAACUAUUUCAUCACUCACCAGCCCCAUUCCUGAAAAUUCUCCUGAGACAGAGGUGGCCCUGUUUAGAAUUCGAGACCGAGACACAGGGGACAACGGAAGGAUGACUUGCUCCAUCCAGGAUGAUCUCCCCUUCGUCUUGAAACCAUCAGAAGGGAAUUUCUAUACCCUGGUAACAGAUGGGGCCCUAGACAGGGAGAGCCAGGCUGCGUACAACAUCACCAUCACCGUCACCGACCUGGGGACCCCCAGGCUGAAAACCCAGCACAACCUCACGGUGACCGUGUCCGACGUCAACGACAACGCCCCGGCCUUCAGCCAGACGACCUACACCCUGCGCGUCCGCGAGAACAACAGCCCCGCCCUGCACAUCGGCAGCGUGAGCGCCACCGACAGAGACUCGGGCGCCAACGCCCAGGUCACCUACUCGCUGCUGCCGCCCCACGACCCGCAGCUGCCGCUGGGCUCGCUGGUGUCCAUCAACGCGGACAACGGGCAGCUGUUCGCGCUCAGGUCGCUGGAUUUCGAGGCGCUGCAGGCGUUCGAGUUCCGCGUGGGCGCGGCCGACCGCGGCUCGCCGGCGCUCAGCAGCCAGGCGCUGGUGCGCGUGCUGGUGGCGGACGCCAACGACAACGCGCCGUUCGUGCUGUACCCGCUGCAGAACGGCUCGGCGCCCUGCACCGAGCUGGUGCCGCGGGCGGCCGAGGCGGGCUACCUGGUGGCCAAGGUGGUGGCGGUGGACGGCGACUCGGGCCAGAACGCCUGGCUGUCGUACCAGCUGCUCAAGGCCACGGAGCCCGGGCUGUUCGGCGUGUGGGCGCACAACGGCGAGGUGCGCACGGCGCGGCCGCUGAGCGAGCGCGACGCGGUCAAGCACAGGCUGCUGGUGCUGGUCCGGGACCACGGCGAGCCGCCGCUGUCGGCCAGCGUCACGCUGCACGUGCUGCUGGUGGACGGCUUCUCGCAGCCCUACCUGCCGCUGCCGGACGCGGCGGCGGCCGAGGCCCGCGCCGACCCGCUCACCGUCUACCUGGUGGUGGCCUUGGCGUCCGUGUCGUCGCUCUUCCUGUUCUCGGUGCUGGUGUUCGUGGCGGUGCGGCUGUGCAGGAGGAGGCGGGCGGCGUCGGGGGGCGGCUGCUCGGUGCCCGAGGGUCCGUUUCCGGGCCACCUGGUGGACGUCAGCGGCGCGGGGACCCUGUCCCACAGCUACCAGUAUGACGUGUGUCUGACGGAAGGAUCUGGGAGCAAUGAGUUCAAAUUCUUGAAGCCUAUCUUCCCCAAUAUUCUGAACCAAGACCUUAGGAGUGUAGCACUUUUUUAAACUUCAUUUAUUUUGAAGCUCUGUGAUGUACACAUAGUCAGCUAGUGAGAACUCAUACUGUGGUAUACACCUGUGAAGAAUGGAAAAUCCUUUGGCUUAUAUCUUCAUGCUUUCAAAGAUGGGAGAAGUCAAGUUGGAGAGAAAGCCAAUGAAUGUAAUCAAUGUGGGAAAGCCUUCAGGUGCAUCUAAUCUUUUAUUAUGCUUGAGGAAAUUCACACUGGAGGAGAAAUCUUUAAAAUAUUGUAAAUACGGAAUUGCUUUAUCAGUGUCUUGUCUUUGAAGUGACUCCUAACUCAUAAUUUCUGCUUUGUGUUUUCUAAUAUAAGCCUUUAUAAUAUAAAUGUUGCUCCUGAUGUCCUUGUAGCUAUAUCAUACAACUUCUGAUAUCUUAUUUUCAUUAUGGUUCAUUAAUAUGUAUUGUAUAAUUUCCAUUGUGAAGUCUCCUUAGACUUAAAUAAAGUGUUUUUAGUA